AAACAUUUGGCAAGCAUUUUAGUUUACUGUAGCAAAUAAAAAUUAAUUUUGUUUUUCUUAAUUUCAUUGAAAUAUAUUAAGAAAUGACUGAUGAGGAAAUUAUAAAGAAACGUUUGUUAAUCGACGGAGAUGGUACCGGCGAUGAUAGGCGUCUGAAUAUGCUACUGAAACAAUUCCUCAAAUGGAUGUACUCCAAAAAUGAUUCACCAGAAAACAAUCAAAUAAUCUAUGAUCGAUUGAUGGCCCAACUGGCCCAGUGUCAAUUUGCCGCUGCCAAAACGGAACGCACCAGUCAAAUGAUCGAUGAAGAAUUGGAAAAUUAUCAAAAACUAUCACAAACCAUAGAGAAGAAUAUCGAAGCUGCCAAAUUGGAAAUCGAAGAGAGUAAAAAAGAGCUGGUGAUAGCCAAGCAAAUACGCAAAAAUAAAAUGGAAUAUGAUCAACUAGCCAAGGUGAUCAAACAGCAACCCGAUCGCAAGGAAACACAAAAGCACAUUGAAUCUUUGCAAAAGGAAUUGGCCGAGUUGAAUGAUAAGAAACUCAAGUUGGAACGUAAAUUUGAAAAACGACAAAAAGAUUUCUCAGUCCUAAUGUAUGCUGUGCGAGAACUGGAAGCUCAAUUGGUGGAAGAUAGUUCAAGCGAUGAGGAGACUAGCAAAAGUGACGAUGAGGUCGUGGUGGGAUCUGGUGCCAAUAAAUCGGAUGUUGGCAAUAUAACCCUACUCGAUGGCUUAAGUGAUGAUGAGGUUGAGGGUGGUUCACAAUCUGGCAAACGUGGUCGUGGUUUUCUCGAACGAGGUGUUGUGGAAAAAAUUGAGAUAAAAGACGAUGAUGAUGCAAAAAGUGUUAAAGAGAGUUUGUCCAUGGAUGAGGAUGUCGUCCUAGAGCUAAGCAUAGAAAGAGAUGAUAACGAUGUUAAAAUGGAUGAAGUGGUACUACUGGCAUAAAUAUUUUUGUAAUUUUUAGUUUCGUAAGAAAAUAAAGGAAGGCAUUGCCAACAUUUUGACAACAAAA
This is a messenger RNA of Stomoxys calcitrans (stable fly), 1014 nucleotides long. RefSeq names its product THO complex protein 7 (gene thoc7). Bases 84 to 947 code for a protein of 287 amino acids. Gene Ontology annotation, biological process: mRNA export from nucleus; mRNA processing. The record is from RefSeq and is a predicted model, not a curated record. The transcript has 3 exons. NCBI's taxonomy places the organism in Eukaryota, Metazoa, Arthropoda, Insecta, Diptera, Muscidae. Gene Ontology annotation, cellular component: THO complex part of transcription export complex.